Molecule: messenger RNA, 3770 nt
Organism: Pundamilia nyererei
Lineage: Eukaryota; Metazoa; Chordata; Actinopteri; Cichliformes; Cichlidae
Product: high-affinity choline transporter 1-like
Exons: 8
Coding region: 44-1816 (590 amino acids)
Biological process (GO): synaptic transmission, cholinergic; transmembrane transport; neuromuscular synaptic transmission
Cellular component (GO): plasma membrane; synapse; perikaryon
Molecular function (GO): choline:sodium symporter activity
Source: RefSeq, a predicted model, not a curated record
CGCAGCAGCACUUGAUCUCGGCGGGGAAGCGGAGAAAAGGAAGAUGACCAUUCACGUCGAGGGUCUCGUGGCUAUCGUGCUCUUCUAUGUCCUGAUUCUGUUUGUGGGGAUCUGGGCUGCGUGGAAGAAUAAGAACUCUGGAGUUGGCGAUGGCUUAGAUCGGAGCGAGAAUAUCAUGGUUGGGGGAAGGGACAUCGGCUUGUUCGUUGGUGGAUUUACGAUGACCGCCACUUGGGUGGGAGGGGGCUACAUUAAUGGAACAGCAGAAUAUGUCUACCUCCCAGGCUUCGGCCUGGCCUGGGCACAGGCACCCUUUGGUUAUGCUCUCAGCCUUGUACUAGGGGGGCUUUUCUUUGCCAAACCCAUGCGAUCACGUGGAUAUGUGACCAUGCUAGAUCCCUUCCAGCAGCUAUAUGGAAAAAGGAUGGGUGGUCUGCUGUUCAUCCCUGCACUCAUGGGAGAAAUCUUCUGGUCUGCAGCCAUUUUGUCCGCUUUGGGUGCGACUCUCAGUGUGAUAGUGGAUAUAAAUAUCAACAUGUCUGUGGUGAUCUCAGCACUGAUAGCCAUCUUCUACACACUUGUUGGAGGACUUUACUCUGUUGCAUACACAGAUGUGGUCCAGCUCUUCUGUAUCUUUCUGGGUUUGUGGAUCAGUGUGCCUUUUGCUCUGUCCAAUCCUGCUGUGUCAGACAUCGGUGUUACAGCCAAGAAAACAAUCUAUCAAUCUCCUUGGCUCGGGAAGAUUGAGCCUGAAGACAAUUGGCUCUGGGCGGACAACUUCUUUUUGCUUAUGUUGGGGGGGAUUCCCUGGCAGGUCUAUUUUCAACGGGUUCUUUCUGCUUCUUCAGCUACCUACGCCCAGGUCCUUUCAUUCCUUGCUGCCUUCGGUUGCUUGGUCAUGGCUGUCCCCUCUGUCCUCAUAGGAGCUAUAGGGGCUUCCACUGACUGGAACCAAACUACAUAUGGUUCCCUCCCUCCAAAGGAUAAGGAUGAGUCUGACAUGAUCCUUCCUAUAGUGCUUCAGCACCUCUGCCCACCGUACAUCUCCUUCUUUGGUCUGGGGGCUGUGUCAGCUGCGGUCAUGUCAUCAGCAGACUCAUCCAUACUCUCAGCCAGCUCCAUGUUUGCCAGGAACAUUUAUCAGCUGGCGUUUCGGCAGUCGGCCUCAGAUCGGGAGAUUGUUUGGGUGAUGCGCCUCACCAUCUUUGUGUUCGGAGCUCUGGCCACUGCCAUGGCAUUGUUAACAGGAUCAGUAUACGGCCUGUGGUACCUGAGCUCUGAUCUGGUCUAUGUCAUCAUAUUCCCCCAACUUCUCAGUGUACUGUUUGUUAAGGGCACCAACACCUAUGGUUCUGUGGCUGGUUAUAUCUUUGGUCUUCUGCUGCGCAUCGGUGGAGGGGAGCCCUACCUCAAACUACCUCCAUUCAUCUAUUACCCCGGCUGGGUGACCCAGGAGAAGGUCCAUCACCUCACUGGAGAUGUAGAGCACUUUGUCCAGCAGAGGUUCCCCUUCAAGUCUGUGUCCAUGGCGGCAUCCUUCUUGGCCAAUGUGUUUUUUUCUUACCUGACAAAGUAUCUAUUUGAAAGUGGUAUGCUGUCACAUAAGUACGACUUCCUGGAUGCUGUUGUUUCCAAGCACAGCAAGGAGAUAAUGGACAAGGCAACACUGGUAAGCAACCAUGAUAACAUAAUUCUUUCAGAGAUGGCUCCUGUCAGGCAGGUCUUGGGUGCCUCACUUGCUGGGACCUUUACCAACACGGAGGUCCUCAGUGAUGAUGGGGCAUCUAGUCCAGAGGCUUUUCACAAUGAAGAUUAGACAUUUAAGGCACAAAGUAAACUAGAACCAAGGAAUGUAAAGAAGAAGGAACAGUCAAAAGAGGCAUCAAUAUUCUUCAGGAAGAUUACUACUGCCACACUGGGAGCCAAAUCAACAGAGCAUCUGCUGUGGCUUUCAAGUGACUCCAAAAGUUUCUGACGGCAAUAUGGUGCCUCCUUCUUUUUGAGAUUCCUUGCCUAGAAACAGCAAACGGACUCAAUCAUCUGUGCGAAUCAUGCCACACUCAUUCUUGUGUUUUCUUAUCACGACUCUGUGAAACUUCAACCAUUUUCAUUUAAGUGCUGCUAUAGUGAUCGGAGGAACUUUGGAUGGAUGUACAGCAGGCCUAUAUGAGCAAGUCUACAAGGAUUUGUUGUGGAUCAUGAAAAUAGUGCAAUAUCUAACCAAGAAACUGUGUCCACAUCUACAAGUCAUUAUUUAAAGCAUAAUAUACGUAAGUUCGUUUACAUGCACCUGACAACUAAGCUUUUAUCAUACUUUGAGUUUCAUGUAGAACAACGUUAUUGAUAGAGCAAUAAUAUUUUUAGGACCCACGUUGUACAGCUAGAUACAUUUUACUAAAUUUGAUUUUUACCAUGUCUUGUUUAAACCUGAAGACCAGUAGAUGUUUGCAAGUUUUAUGUUCUGUUUUCAGCUCGAUUUAAUCUUCUUGCUGAAGUCCAUAAUUAUAUAACCAAACCCUGACUUUACCAAAUAGAAGAUACUGACUAAAUCAGCAAAAUCCCAAACAGCGUUCCAUAAAAACAUUUUUUUCAUUCACUGCCAACACUUAGCAAGCUAACUACCAUCUUUGUUGUAUUGACAAGAUUACACUAAACAAAAGAGAUCAAUGAGUGACAGCAUAAGAAGAAUUCAUUGUGGGGUGUUUUAUAGAUACAGGGCAAAAUUAUCAUUCAUUUGAAUGCAAUGGGUGGCUCAGUGGUGUUAUGGUUAACACGCUCGCCUUACACCCAAAAGAUCACCAGUUCAUAACUGGGAGGAGACACAAAGCCAGCCUCAGGAGGUCACAAGCUAGUGUACUCCCACUAUUUUGACCCAAGUCCCUACCCGGAUAAAUGGCAGGGUGUCGUCAGGAAGGGUGUCCACUGUAAAAAUCCAUGCCAAAUAAAAUAUGCGGAUACAUCCUCUGUGGUGGAACUAAGGGAGCCACCGAAAGUACCUAUCCAUGAGAUUAAUGAAGCUUCUGCUCAGCUCUGUUUUGAUCUUUGCUAUUCUUGUCAGUACUGACGAGUCCCUAAAGUUACAACUUUAUUGUAAUUUUAACCCAAUCUCUUUAAUGUGAGCUGAUGAGAUGGUGAUAGUGAAAUCAGAAAACUAAAACAGUGAGUAAAACGACAACAAUAGUCUGGAGCACAAAAGAGUGGUUCUGAGCUCGGUGAUGUAGUCAUUUGAUCCAGUAUUUAUUCUAAAAUAAAGUUUGAUGGUCACAGGGAGACAUAAAGAAUGAUCAUAAGCUUCCUGCUACUGACACUAAAGUUCUGCACUGAACCUAAAUUGUGUGCUGCUGAAUCAUCAUGAAUCAGAGUAAUUAGACAGGAGCUCUGACUUUAUUACACGCCACCCCGUGACCUUUCUUUCCCCUUGUACUUUCCAGGCAGCCAUUGUCUUCCCUUCAUUUCAAUGCAUUAUGAAAAUCAAUUUGCUAUCGUUGUUUUUGUCAAACAUACAAUGGGAAUACAUCUUUAAACUACCAUUCAUUUACAGCUGGAAUGGUAACACUGAGACCAGUAAAAGCACAUGAUGUUCAUUUUGCAAACAGAUUUUAUAAAUGACUGGAACGUAAUAGCAGCCUGGAAAUAAAUCUCAAUGCCAGACGCGACAGUGAACUUUGAAAGUAAUCAAGAACACUUCAGUGAUUUUUAUUUUUAACAUGAACUCACAGAAGCCAUUUUGAAAUAUAUGUGUGUGUGUGUGUGUGUGUGUGUGUGUGUGU